Molecule: messenger RNA, 2435 nt
Organism: Schizophyllum commune H4-8
Lineage: Eukaryota; Fungi; Basidiomycota; Agaricomycetes; Agaricales; Schizophyllaceae
Product: acid protease
Exons: 4
Coding region: 378-2162 (594 amino acids)
Biological process (GO): proteolysis
Molecular function (GO): aspartic-type endopeptidase activity
Source: RefSeq, a predicted model, not a curated record
ACUAGCGCGUGACCGACAUUUGAUUGGAUCCCGAGAGAUUGGUCCGCUGCGCAACUGAUGAGGAGGUCAACGGUUGCCGAGGACGACCGGACGACCGCACCCCUGGACUGCGUGGCAGGCCGUAUAUAAAGACGCAGCCUGCCCCGAUGGCCCGUUCCCCACCCCGCUACCUUCUUCGUUCCUUUCUUCCCGGUCAUUUCGCAGGGCGUACUGCGUACCCCGUUCCUUUCGCCUCUCUUCGUCGCAGGCCGGGUGCCUAUCCAGUUCCUCCUUCGCCCUUCGCGUUCGCUGCCCAUUCGUAGCUCGCCUGCACACACGCGCAUUCACGUUCAUUCCUUUUUCAAAGAGUCUCCUCCGUCCCGCACGCUCGAGAUAUCAUGUAUUUCACGUCUUCGCUUGCGCUGCUGGCCGGCGCGCUCCUCGCGGCUGAUGCAGCCGCCGCGCCCUCGGCAUCCGCCCCAGUUGGCGACCGUCGCAGCCCCGGGAUGGUGCACAUGGGCCUCCGCCAGGUCCCCCCGUCGAACGAGCACCCGCUCAUCCGCAUGCAGCAGCACAUCAACCGCGGCAGCCGCCGCCUUGCGCACAUGACGCGCCGCACGCCGCCCUCUGACGAGGAACUGAGGGAGCGCCUCCAACGCCGCGUGGACACGAUCCCGACGUCCAUGCUCGCGCGCCGCUACUCGCCCGAGGAGCUCGAGACGCGCUUCAACCGCCACGGGUACAAGCGCGGCGAGGAAGACAAGCGCGAGUACACGUACACCGUUAUCGGGAAGCGCGGCGAUGCGUCGAGCCGCCCGCACCCCUCGCUCGAGUUCCGCGGGCUCGACCCUGAGGAGCCCGAGCGACGCUUCCCGCCUCAGUCCAUUGAGGCGAGGAAGAACCGGGUCGGGUACGCUGGCCGCAAGCAGGGCCGCGACAUCGAGGCGAGGCAUAGGGGCAAUAAGAACAAGCAGGACCCCAACUGCGACAACACCGGUGCUGCUGCUGGGGCUGCGAGCUCUGGGGCGGCUGGUGCUUCUGCCUCUGGGGCGGCUGCCGGCGCUGCGAGCGGUAACGCUACCGCGACGGCGAGCGCUGCUGCUGGGUCUGCUUCUGGUGCCGCCGAUGGCGGCCAGCAGGUCGACGGCGUCACCAAGGCCAACACGCCCACGACCGACAACACGCUCGGCCUCGACAUCGAGGGCAACGACACCGGCUACCUCUCGACCAUCCAGAUGGGCACGCCUCCGACGGACUUCGAGAUCCUCAUGGACUCUGGUUCCGCCGACUUGUGGGUCGGCUCUACCCAGUGCCAGUCCGCUACCUCCGGCGGUGACUGUGGCAAGCAUCAGUUCCUCGGCAGCGACACUUCGAGCUCGUUCCAGGCGACGAAGACGCCGUUCCAGGUCACCUACGGUACCGGCGCUGUCGCUGGCGCCAUUGUCCAGGAUAACAUCGCCAUGGGCGGUCUGAACCUCGACGCCCACACCUUCGGUGUGGCGACGCAGGAGACCGAUGACUUUGCGGACGACAGCGUGCCAUUCGACGGUCUCAUGGGCCUUGCGCAGUCGACCUUGUCCAACCAGGGUGUCCCUACCCCGCCUGAGGCGCUCGCAUCCGCCGGCCUGAUCCAGGACGCCAUCGUCUCGUACAAGAUCCCCCGCCUCGCAGAUGGCCUGAACGACGGCCAGGUCACUUUCGGCGGCCUCGACGACACCAAGUUCGACGCCACCACGCUCACCACCGUCGACAACGUCAGCCCCGACGGCUUCUGGGAGGCGGACCUCGACGGCGCGACGAUGGACGGCACGGACCUCGGCUUCAAGGGCCGCACCGCGAUCCUCGACACCGGCACCACGCUCAUGAUCGUCCCCGACGACGACGCGCUCGCGAUCCACCAGCAGAUCGACGGCGCGGCGCAGGACCAGGUCAACGGGUUCCUUGUGCCGUGCAACACGGCGCAGACGCUCUCGCUCGCCUUCGGCGGCACGUCGUUCGACAUUGACUCGCGCGACCUCGCGUUCGCGGAUCUCGGUGACGGCUCCGGCAUGUGCGUGUCUGGUAUCCAGGCCGGCACGGUCGGCGGCGCCAACGAGUGGCUGGUCGGCGACACGUUCCUCAAGAACGCCUACUUCAGCACGGACGUCACCAAGAACCAGCUCUCGCUUGCGAAGCUCGUCUAAGGAUUGCCAGCUUGUCGGAAGACCUCGACUUACAUAUACUUCAACUGAUUGCGCACAUCGUGCUCGCUGUUCUUCGGACGCCUUGGGUUAGGACUGGUAGUUAUUUACAUGUAACUUAGCGACAUUUGGGUUUGGGUGCGGUCCCAGUACCGUACGCCAGUCACUCUGCAAAUGAUCAGCCAGGCCCGGUCCUGGCUUCCAGCGGAACUUUGCAAGUGUGAGCCAGGAGAGGAACAUUCAGCAAAGCGACCACUGCAUCUUCGGAUACCGUCU